CUACCUCGGCGCUUGCUGGGCAGCCCCAGCCAGAACGAGCCGGAGGUGGCGCCGACUCCGGCAAGCCGGGAGGUGGGGCGGGCCGCGCGGCGCAGGAGCUGAGCAUCGCCCGGGUGGGCGGCAGGGCCGCGGCCUCUGCAUCGCAGCACCACCUGUCGCGGGGCGAGACGUCCGGUGAAAGGAAAGAUGUUAUCCAGGUUAAGAGCAGUUGCCAGGCCUGGCACUUCGGCACGUCGUCAUUUGCACAUAAAAGAAAAAGGCAAGCCACUUAUGUUGAAUCCAAGAACAAACAAGGGAAUGGCAUUUACAUUACAAGAACGACAAAUGCUUGGGCUUCAAGGACUUCUACCUCCCAAAAUAGAGACACAAGAUAUUCAAGCCUUACGAUUCCAUAGAAACUUGAAAAAACUGAAUAGCCCUUUGGAAAAAUACAUCUAUACAAUGGGAAUACAAGAAAGGAAUGAGAAAUUGUUUUAUAGAGUACUGCAAGAUGAUAUCAAAAGUCUAAUGCCAAUUGUAUAUACACCAACAGUUGGUCUUGCCUGCUCCCAGUAUGGACACAUCUUUAGAAGACCUAAGGGAUUAUUUAUUUCAAUCUCAGACAGAGGUCAUGUUAGAUCAAUUGUGGAUAACUGGCCAGAAAAUCAUGUUAAGGCUGUUGUGGUGACUGAUGGAGAGAGAAUUCUGGGUCUUGGAGAUCUGGGUGUCUACGGAAUGGGAAUUCCAGUAGGAAAACUUUGUUUAUAUACAGCUUGUGCAGGAAUACGGCCUGAUAGAUGCCUGCCUGUGUGUAUUGACGUGGGAACUGAUAAUCCAGAACUCUUAAAAGAUCCAUUUUACAUGGGCUUAUAUCAGAAACGAGAUCGUUCACAACGUUAUGAUGACCUGAUUGAUGAGUUUAUGAAAGCUAUUACUGACAGAUAUGGCCGGGACACACUUAUUCAGUUUGAAGACUUUGGAAAUCAUAAUGCAUUCAGGUUCUUGAGAAAAUAUCGAGAAAAAUAUUGUACCUUCAAUGAUGAUAUUCAAGGGACAGCUGCAGUAGCUCUAGCAGGUCUUCUUGCAGCACAAAAAGUUAUUAGUAAACCCAUCUCAGAACACAAAAUCUUAUUUCUUGGAGCAGGAGAGGCUGCUCUUGGAAUUGCAAAUCUUAUAGUUAUGUCUAUGGUAGAAAAUGGCCUUUCAGAAGAAGAGGCACAAAAGAAAAUCUGGAUGUUUGACAAGUACGGUUUAUUAGUUAAGGGGCGGAAGGCUAAAAUAGAUAGUCAUCAGGAACCAUUCGCUCACUCAGCUCCAGAGAACAUACCUGAUACUUUUGAAGAUGCAGUAAAUAUACUUAAGCCUUCAACUAUAAUUGGAGUUGCAGGUGCUGGCCGACUUUUUACUCCUGUUAUAAUCAAAUCGAUGGCCUCUAUCAAUGAAAGGCCUAUAAUAUUUGCAUUAAGUAAUCCAACAGCAAAGGCUGAGUGCACGGCUGAAGAAGCAUAUACGCUUACAGAGGGAAGAUGUCUGUUUGCCAGUGGCAGUCCUUUUGAGCCUGUGGAACUCAGAGAUGGGCGAGUCUUUACGCCAGGUCAAGGAAAUAAUGUGUACAUUUUUCCAGGUGUGGCUUUAGCUGUUAUUCUCUGUAAUACCCGGCAUAUUAGUGACAGUGUUUUCCUAGAAGCUGCAAAGGCACUGACAAGUCAAUUGACAGAUAAAGAACUAUCCCAAGGGAGACUUUACCCACCUCUUGCUAAUAUUCAGGAAGUUUCUGUUAACAUUGCUAUUAAAGUUGCAGAAUAUCUAUAUGCUAAUAAGAUGGCUUUCCGAUACCCAGAACCUGAAGACAAGGCCAAAUAUAUUAAAGAAAGAAUAUGGCGAAGUGACUAUGAUUGCAUGCUGCCAGAUGUGUACGAAUGGCCAGAAUCUGUAUCAAGCCCUCCCCUGAUAACAGAAUAGAAGCACUCCCACUGAUAAAUACUCUCCAUGCUUCAGGGACUCCUUUUUUAAGACAAAAAGAGAUGAUGUCCUCAGAUUUAUAGUGUUUGCUUUGUUUUAUUCUCCUCCAUCACUUUGUUUGACUUAUUUUUUUCCCAUGAAUCUACACAUCUGUUGGGGAUAGAUGUGUUGACUGUGUUGCAAAUGCCCACCAGUACUCUGCAAUCAAAUAACCAUAAUACUGUGAUUGUAAUUUGUAGCCCAUACCACAUCCAAGAGAUGUUAACAAUGUAUUUGUGAAUGUUUUCACUUAAUUUGUACUCUUAUUUGCACUUGCCGAAGUGCUAUUUGCUAUUUACUACUAUAUUAUAGGUAAUAAUUUUCUCUCACCCAAUUCUUUUAGGGCUUACUAAAAUAGAAAUUUACUUUUGUAUCUGUUUCAUUUUACUGUCGUGCUCAGAAAUUGCUUUAUAGUAGACAUGCCUAGGGAAAUAUGAAAAUUUUACCCUAUUUAUUUUCUAUAACUAAAUCAAGGCUUAACUGCAACAUGAGAAUACUGGGAAUUACUGCCUUUGCACAAAUAAAACAGUCACUGUUUUCAACAGUGUAUAAAAAUCAUAGAGUAACUUUUUUAUUUAAUAAAAGUUACAUCUUAAAUUUAA
Cynocephalus volans (Philippine flying lemur) is the source of this 2582-nucleotide messenger RNA. RefSeq names its product malic enzyme 2 (gene ME2). The transcript is spliced from 16 exons. Bases 187 to 1941 code for a protein of 584 amino acids. Gene Ontology annotation, molecular function: NAD binding; malate dehydrogenase (decarboxylating) (NADP+) activity. Gene Ontology annotation, biological process: pyruvate metabolic process; malate metabolic process. Lineage: Eukaryota; Metazoa; Chordata; Mammalia; Dermoptera; Cynocephalidae. The record is from RefSeq and is a predicted model, not a curated record. Gene Ontology annotation, cellular component: mitochondrion.